Molecule: messenger RNA, 1470 nt
Organism: Plectropomus leopardus (leopard coralgrouper)
Lineage: Eukaryota; Metazoa; Chordata; Actinopteri; Perciformes; Serranidae
Product: tetraspanin-33
Cellular component (GO): plasma membrane
Source: RefSeq, a predicted model, not a curated record
AAGAUCCUGACAGCAGGAAUGCGCGGUGCAGGCCGCCACACGUCUCCUGCCUUCAUGUCAGCAGAUAAGAAACCUGCGACAGACUCCGGCUGCAGUCUGACAGAAGCAGAGAUCUGCUGAGAGGAGAUGAGAGGAUACAGAGCCAUCAAGUACACUUUAUUCAUCUGCUGCUACGUCUUCUGGGUUGUGAGCGCCGUCCUCACGGCGGUCGGGACCUACGCCAAAAUCGCCAAAGAGAAAGAUGUGGUUGACACGCUGACAUUAGACCCGGCUCUGCUGCUCAUCGUCAUCGGCUCUUUGAUGUUCCUCGUCACGUUUCUCGGCUGUUUCGGGGCGCUGCGGAACGUCGCCUGCCUGCUGAGGACGUUCCUGGGGAUCCUGGUGGUCGUGCUGCUGCUGCAGGUCGCCGCCGGCAUCGUUGGAUUCCUCUUCACUGACAUGGUGAUGGAGCGGACGGAGGUGCUGAUGAUGAAGGCCAUCGUCCGGUACAGGGAGGACCGGGACCUGGAGAACGCCAUCGACUUCAUCCAGAAGAAGUUUCAGUGCUGCGGCGUCGAGGGCUACAAAGACUGGUCCCACAACGUCUACUUCGAGUGCUCAGACACAAACCCGAGUCUGGAGGCCUGCGGGGUUCCUUUCUCCUGCUGCGUCCGCCUGCAGAACCAGACGGUGCUGAACACCAUGUGCGGUUAUGGGAUGCAGCGGCUGGACGAGGAUCCGGCCGCUCAGGACGUCUUCACCAUCGGCUGUCUGGAGAAAAUCGUCUCGUGGGCCAAAAACAACCUGCUGCUGGUGGGCGGGCUGACGGGCGGCCUGCUGCUGCUCGAGGUGUGUAUGAUUGGCCUCGCCGCCGCUCAGAUCUCCAGGAUCAACCGAGUCCAGCAGCUCAGGAGGGAAAACGCCGCCAGAAGCAGCGCGCAAAGAAAAGAGAGCUACUGGCUUCCUGCUUUCACCGACUUCAACGACGAAUAAAAUCUGUUUGUGAGACCUGAAGCUGAUCCGGGAGACGCAGUUCAAACUUUCUGCGUCAGAUUUAAAAAAAAAAAUAAAAUCAAAUAAACAAAAGAUUUUUUUUAAAACAACAUCAGCUGACCGAGUUGACGGUGACAUUUAAGUCGAAGUUUAGUACUUUUGGGCUGGUGUCUGAACUGGUUACAGGUUUUGAGUCGGGACUCGGAGGAGUCGGCGGUUAAACUACCUCGUGCAAAAACAUCUUCAGGAUACUUUUUUUUCCUCUUUAAGUGAUUCUAAAACAGUCAGUUUUGAGAAGAGUUAUUUUUAUAUUUUUAACGUUUGUUGUUUAUGUGACGUUGUGUAUUUUAUUAACUGAAUGAAUUCAUUUUAAUGAGAAUAAAAAAAUGAAUGUAUAUUUUCAUCAGACUCUUAAGGGAAAUACUGUACCCUUGACUUCACUACAUUAUAUCUGAAUGCUUUAGUUAUGUUUCAAAUAAAGAAUUUUGCAUAAAAACA